Messenger RNA from Ceratosolen solmsi marchali, 2497 nucleotides. RefSeq names its product adducin 1-like protein hts (gene hts). Gene Ontology annotation, cellular component: cytoskeleton; plasma membrane; postsynaptic density. The transcript has 15 exons. The record is from RefSeq and is a predicted model, not a curated record. NCBI's taxonomy places the organism in Eukaryota, Metazoa, Arthropoda, Insecta, Hymenoptera, Agaonidae. The coding region runs from base 51 to 2363 and encodes 770 amino acids. Gene Ontology annotation, molecular function: actin filament binding.
UGUUCUCGUUCGUAACGUGGCGACGUCGGCUAAUUUAUCGAUACUUCAUAAUGACUACUAUGUUGCAUUUGAUUCUAGUCGCAAACGUGAUUAAUAAAGCUCUGAUGAAUUCUAUAUCGAGUAAAAUAGACGUGACUCUUUUAGAGGUCGGCGAGAACGACAAAAUGGCCGAUAUAAGUCAACAACAGCAGGAGGAACCACCGCAAACGAAUGGCGUCCUUGAUGGACUCACGGAAGAGGAGAAAAGCAAAAUGAGGCCUGCGGAUAUUGACGCUGACAUGAGAGAAAUGGAAAGAAGAAAGAGAGUAGAAAUGAUGAUGAAUUCACGUUUAUUUAGAGAAGAACUCGAGCGUAUAAUAGAAACCCAAAUGAAAGAUGGCUCCGGCCCUUCCGGUUUAUUACAACAGAUUUCAGAAAUGAUGGGCCCUCAAGGAGCUCGAUUUAAUACCAAUGUGUUCAAAAAUUCAAAUUGCGUCGUCCCGAUAAAUGACAUACGUGGCCUCGACCGUAUGGGCUACUCGAAAGACGAGAAGCUGUUACGUUGCAAACUCGCUGCCGUAUUUCGACUUUUGGACUUGUACGGCUGGACACAAGGCGUUGGAGGCAUGAUAACUGCGCGUCUUAACCAAGAUCAGGAGCACUUUUUAGUUAAUCCGUAUGGCCUGCUUUAUCACGAGGUAACGGCCUCCAGCCUCGUCAAAGUUGACAUGCAGGGCGGUGUCGUCGAGCAGGGCACGACGAAUUUUGGUGUACACAUCGCCAACUAUCAAUUGCACACGACGAUCCACGCCGCGAGACCCGAUGUAAAGUGCAUCGUGCACAUUGCAACGCCUUCGGUUACAGCCAUAUCGUCGAUGAAAUGCGGCCUUCUGCCUCUCGGUCAAGAAAGCGUAGUAAUCGGUGAAGUGAGCAGUCAUCAUUACAUCGGUAGCAACAACUCAGACCCGGAGGAACGCGAGAAACUCGCAAGAAAUUUCGGACCCAUCAAUAAAGUCAUGCUGUUGAUGAAUCAAGGUGCGCUCUGCUGCGGCGAGACCGUCGAAGAAGCGUUCUUCAACGUUUAUAACACCGUGCUGGCCUGUGAAACGCAGUUGAAGCUCAUGCCCGUGGGCAUUGACAAUCUCAGCUUGUUGUCCGAUGAAGCGCAGAAAGCCAUUUACGAGGCAUCGCGGAAGCCCCCGGUCCCAUUGCCCAGUAGUGUCACCGAGCGCUCGCCGAUCGCCGAGAAGCUCCAGAAAAAACGUUGGCGUAUUGGUGGUACGGAAUUCGAGGCCCUAAUGCGCAUGCUCGACAAUGCUGGUUUCCGUACAGGAUACAUUUAUAGACAUCCAUUGGUUAAGAGUGAACCUCCUAGGCCACGAAAUGACGUAGAAGUACCUCCUGCUGUUUGUUCUCUUAAUUAUCUAUUAGAGGAUACAGAAUUCUUUAGACAAGGCUUAUGGAAGGGUGAACGUAAGGGAACAGAUAGAACACGUUGGCUAAACUCACCAAAUGUUUAUCAGAAAGUGGAAAUUUUGGAGACUGGUACACCAGACCCAAAGAAGAUUACUAAGUGGGUGUCCGAUGGCUCACCGACGCACAGCAGCACACCAGUCAAGAUUGAUGGCGCCCUGCAAUUUGUACCGAAAAAUACUAAUCCGAAAGAAUUCAAGCAACUACAACAACAAAUAAAAGAUUAUCGAAGAGCUGACAAAAUUUCUGCUGGUCCUCAGUCACAUAUUCUUGAGGGCGUUACGUGGGAGGAAGCAAAAAAGAUGCAGGAUGCAACUAUAAGUGGUACUGGUGAGCAAGUAGUACUGGUUGGUGCAGCUAGCAAAGGUAUUAUUCAACGAGGAUUUCAACACAACGCUAUGGUAUACAAGACUCCUUAUGCAAAGAAUCCCUUUGAUGCAGUCACAGAUCAAGAACUCGACCAAUAUAAAAAAGAAAUUGAACGUAAAACUAAAGGGGAUCCUUAUGACGAGUCGCAAUCUGAAUCUGAAGCGCUUUCAUCCUUUAAUAUUAGUCGCGUUACCCACGAAUCAAGUACAGCCAAAAGUCCAAUUCAAUCGCCAGUGUCCGUGACUUCAGAGACAGAAGAAGAGAGCAGAGAUGAGCCAAAAGUAUUACGAAUAGAAACCAAACAAGUGCCUGCACCGAGUCAACCAGAAGUUGUGCUUAGCGAUGGAGAAAACACCGUUAAUGGCGACCAUUCGGAUGCACACCAUAGCACCUUCUCACAUAGUAGCAAAGAGGGUUCCAUGUCGCAGGAUGUGAGCGUUAGCGAGGAGUCUCCCAAGAAGGAAAAGAAAAAAAAGAAAGGUCUACGAACACCGUCCUUCCUCAAAAAGAAAAAGGAGAAGAAGAAGAUAAUGGAGGCGUAGGUAGUUCAAGUUUAGCCACUGCCACAAAGAGAAUAAUAAGCUUAUUUCAAUUGAUGGAAGAACAAUCAGUAACAAGGCGAAAAGUGAAUUCAAGGAAAGUCUAGAGAAGAAAUCACAGAUUAGGAGAAUUAAAA